Lingula anatina is the source of this 1370-nucleotide messenger RNA. RefSeq names its product nuclear receptor subfamily 6 group A member 1. The record is from RefSeq and is a predicted model, not a curated record. Gene Ontology annotation, biological process: regulation of DNA-templated transcription. Gene Ontology annotation, molecular function: DNA-binding transcription factor activity; sequence-specific DNA binding; zinc ion binding. Lineage: Eukaryota; Metazoa; Brachiopoda; Lingulata; Lingulida; Lingulidae.
GAUUUUUCAUGCGUUCCGUGCUCCAUCGGGCUGUGUAUAAGUGUAGGAAUCACGAAGGGUGCAUCAUGAGCAAGCGCACCAGGAACAGGUGCCAGUACUGCCGUCUGCUUCAAUGUCUUAAAGUCGGAAUGAACGUCAAAGCCAUCCGAGAAGACCGGAUGCCAGGAGGUAGGACAAGACACACAGGGGCAGUGAAGUAUUCCUCAGAAUGUAUAUCUCGCAUCUUAAAGGGUGACUACUCUGAUCCAGGUGAUAGCGGCAUAUUUGCGCCCAGUGGGUACUUUCCCUUGUCACCUCACGUUAUGGAGCCGCACCUUUCAAGGUUCCCCAGGAUUGGCCCAUCAUCAGUGUUUUGCUCUGGGAUUCCCCGUCAUUGUAUACCGUGCACGCCACCAGCCCUAUGGAAUCACCCUGGUCUAUGGACAUACAGUCGCCCCUGGCUUGACCCCAUGCACCCCGGACAGAUACCCGACAUCAGUCGCUUCAGUGCCGCUGGCCAACCAUGGUCGCUGCUGGCGCCCUCUUCACUUGGGGAAACGCAUCUCCCGCCUUAUGGACAUAGAGUGUUGCUGGAUGCAGAAAAGGCAACGCUGGCUGCAAUGGAAUUUGAAAAGAGACGUUUAACAGAUGCCAGGGAUAGGUGCAGGAACCUUCACAUGCUCUCCGAGUUAUCUCGACAGCGUGACAGCCACCUGAAGGAUGCAGUGACAAUUAAAAAAGAACCCGAGUGCGUUCAAGAUUCACAGUGUGGCGUUUCCAACGUAGAUGAUGAACAAGAACAUAAACAGACUGUGUUGAGGUUUUCAGAGAUCAUAGUUUCAUUGUGUAACGUUCACUCGGAGUGGAUCAAACGACAGCCCAUUCUUGACAAACUGACCUCAGAGGAGGUAGCCAUUUUGACAACCAAGUCUUUCUUUUCUGUGACAAUAAUAACGGCGCUGAUCUCUGGCGAAAAAUAUUUCCUUUCCCGACUGGCUCAGCUGUUGCAAACCUAUGUUAUUCCAACGAGAUACCAGACCCAGGAGUCCAGAAUGUUUUGCAAAAAACUGCUGACUCUCUGCAAACAUCUACUGGAUUUGAGGCUUUCCUCUGAAGAAUGGGCGGUCCUGAAGAGCUUUUGCUUCUUAAGGCAAAACAUCCUUAUAUCGCAUCACCUGACGGAGACCGAGCGUUUAGCCAAUCAUUUCACCCAAGUCCUUCACUACCUGUCCAGUUCGGUCACUCUUCAGCCGGCCACACGUGUACAAGCCAUGCUGGACGUCCUCGAGCCACUGAAGGUGGUCGGAGAAAACCUCAGUGAAUAUCCUCUGGAACAACUGCCGUCGAUCUUCAAACAGCUUCUGUUACAUCCGGUAGAGGAUGCCAAAUGA